Molecule: messenger RNA, 1362 nt
Organism: Monopterus albus (swamp eel)
Lineage: Eukaryota; Metazoa; Chordata; Actinopteri; Synbranchiformes; Synbranchidae
Product: zona pellucida sperm-binding protein 4-like
Exons: 8
Coding region: 46-1326 (426 amino acids)
Biological process (GO): binding of sperm to zona pellucida; prevention of polyspermy
Cellular component (GO): egg coat
Molecular function (GO): structural constituent of egg coat; acrosin binding
Source: RefSeq, a predicted model, not a curated record
UUGAGGAAUGCUUAAUACUGUUUUGUAGCUUUUGCCAGUGUGUAGAUGGAAAAGCCCACAAUGGCGCUUUUCAAGAGUCUGUUUUGUGUGGUGGUUGUUUGGGCUGCUGGUGUGACUGCCCAGAGUCACUGGAGCCACCCUCUGCAGCAAUACCAAUCUUCUCUUCCUUCUCAGCUGCCUGAGCAACCAAAGGUCCUUCCACCUGAAGCUCUCUCUGAUGAAUGCCAAGUGGAGGAGCAUGAGAAGAUCCAGUGUGGGACUCCAAAUAUCACAUCUGAGCAGUGUGAAAAUAUAAAGUGCUGCUUUAAUGGGCAGCAGUGCUACUAUGGGAAAGCAGUGACUGUGCAGUGUACCAGGGAUGGCCAAUUUGUGGUGAUCGUGGCUCGACAAGUCAUUCUGCCCCAUGUAGAUGUGGAAUCGCUCAGCCUGCUGGAACCAAGUGACCUGUCUUGUAGUCCUGUUGGUGUCACCUCUGCAUUUGUCAUCUUUCAGUUCCCUGUGACUGCAUGUGGUACUGCACUCAAGGAAGAAGAUGGUUAUGUGGUUUAUGAAAACCACAUGUCUUCCUCAUAUGAAGUGGGAAUUGGUCCCAGAGGCUCAAUCACCAGAGACAGCCAUUUUGAGUUAUUGUUCCAGUGCCGAUAUUAUGGUACUGCUGUGGAAGCGCUUGUUUUUGAGACAACUGCUAUUCCUCCUCCUGUGCCGGUUGCAGCUUCAGGCCCCCUCAGAGUGGAGCUCAGACUGGGCAAUGGACAGUGUUACUCAAAGGGAUGUGUGGAGGAAAAGGCAGCGUAUAGCUCCUUCUACACUCUAGCAGACUACCCAGUCACUAAAGCACUCAGGGAACCUGUGUACGUUGAGGUGCGGAUCCUGGAGAGGUCGGAUCCAAACAUUGUCUUGAACCUGGAGUACUGCUGGGCCACAUCUACCUCCAACCCUCAGAGCCUUCCACAGUGGGAUCUCCUGAUUGAUGGGUGUCCCUAUGCUGAUGAUCACUACCUGACCACAGUGGUGCCUGUGGAUGAAUCCUCUGGGCUGCUUUACCCAACCCACUACAAACGCUUCAUCAUUAAAAUGUUCACGUUUGUGGAUCAAACCACCUUGACUCCUGAUAAGGGCAUGGUGUUCAUUCACUGUUCAACGGCAGUGUGUUAUCCCAGCAGCACGGACUCCUGUGAGCAGCCAUGUCACCGCCAGCGGAGAGCAAUAGCUGCAGUGAGGACAGUCUCCUCAGAGCAAAGAGCUGUCGUCUCAAGUGGAAAGCUGAUCCUGACAGAACAGAGGACUGCAUCCGCUCCAAAGGCCCAAGUCCACUGGCAGCCAUAGUUGGCUAUGAUCUUAUUAAAAUUUGUUAAAAGCUCA